Messenger RNA from Saitoella complicata NRRL Y-17804, 1498 nucleotides. RefSeq lists its product as uncharacterized. The transcript is spliced from 2 exons. The record is from RefSeq and is a predicted model, not a curated record. NCBI's taxonomy places the organism in Eukaryota, Fungi, Ascomycota, Saitoellomycetes, Saitoellales, Saitoellaceae. The coding region runs from base 82 to 1410 and encodes 442 amino acids.
CCUUUCUCAAACACGGCAAUGGCCCGUUAGCCAUGGCCAUCUCAAUUGCAAUGGACGUCUGUCGUAUCGAUACUUAAUCCCAUGAUCCGUCCUCAGCGACUCCCUACACCUUUUGCCAUCAACCCUCAGCUCGCCAGAUCUUUCAGAACUACCAUCCCUCUCGCAAUGAAGCGCAUCAUCGUCUGCUGCGACGGCACCUCGAAAGACGACAACGCAAACUCCGCCGACGACACCAGUGCCCCCUCCAACAUCGUCCUCCUCUCCCGCGCAAUCUCCAUGGUAUCCUACACCGCCAUCCCCCAAAUCGUCUACUACCAACCCGGCGUCGGCACCGCAGACGCCGGCCUCCUCUCCCGCCUCGCACAAUCUGCCCUCGGCAAAUCUCUCGGCUACAAAGUCCGCUCUGCAUACACCUUCAUCGUACACAACUACGAGCCCGGAGACGAGAUCUUCUUGUUUGGGUUUUCGAGGGGAGGGUUUACGGCGAGGAGUGUGGCUGGGUUUAUUGAGUGGGCGGGGGUAUUGAGGAAGACGCAGAUGUAUAUGAAGGAUUUUGAUAAGUUAGUUCUCGAUGAUCCCAAACGGCACUUUGAAACACGGUACCGGAACGUCAACAUUCGCUGUGUCGGCGUAUUUGACACCGUUGCCGCUCUUGGUGUUCCGUCUCUGCGACAUGUUGAUGAUGAGGACGUACCGGAAGCAGCUCGAGAAGCCCAAGCGUUCUUCGAUGUGGAUUUAGGAGAGCACGUCGACUAUGCUUUUCAAGCACUUGCCCUUGAUGAGCACAGAAGGGAUUUCUACCCUGCCGUGUGGAAGAUCUUGAAACCUGAGUACUACAAAGCCCGUACUAAGAACAUUCCUCAGGUUGUUGAACAGACCUGGUUCACAGGUGCUCAUUCGGACAUUGGCGGCAGCUACCUCAUUCACGGUCUUUCAGAUGUUACGCUCAAGUGGAUGGUCGACAAUUGCGACCGUAACGGUCUCCUCGAGUUUGAUCACAAGUUUCUGGAAAGCUGGUAUCAGGACAGCCGACCUGCGGAGCAGUACCUCCAUACUCCUCACGACUCCUCAUACUCAUUUGGCCUACGUCAUGUGAAUCGUCAUCCUGGACUAUUCCCGCCUAGUGGCGAGGAAACCGAGGACAAGGAUUACAUGUACAUCCGACCCUCACAACAGCGUCUUCAUCAAAGCGUGAUCGAAAGACUCAGGAUGGAAGGGUUGCGCGUCAUCGAAGGUCGCUUGCACCCGGAAGAUACGUAUCUCGAGACAUGCACUACAUUGAAAAAAUGGGGUUUGGAUAUGUCAGUCUUGAUUGAUCGAUGCUCGGACAGUCGAGGCUUCAUUUUCCCUCCGCCGGAGGUCGAGAAGAAUCCUGGUGGGCGGGCUGCAACUGCAAGCGACGGCGUUUAAGCCUCAACGUGCGCAACCGCAUAUACACGUAGCCAGGUUGUUGGAUGGAUCGGACGUUGUCUCUCUUACGUGUUUAUCUGUUAGCCAC